AUCGACUGCCGCCAACGUAUUACUACUCCCGGAAGAGAUGUUUGGGACGUGUGUGUGUAAAUCCGUGAUUUAGUCCAGUGAAGUGGCAGAAAAUGUAAAACGGGGAGUUGGUCGUGGCAGUUCAAUCAGUUUCAUGUGGUGAAGAAGUGGACCAAAAAAGAGAGAGUUCCCAACUACAGGCGUCAGUGUUGUUGCUUAUAUUAAGGGCUCGUUUCUAAGCUGAAACAGUGCGCUGCCAUCUGAGAUCACACCGGGAUCUGUAUUACGCAGCAGGAUUUCGUCUUAUCCAGGUAAAUAAUCAUGGCCUCCGGUGGUACUCUUUUAUUCAUAUUCACUGCCAUCUGUGUCACUGCAGUCAAGAGUGAUGAGUUUGUAAAAAUAGAAUGCAAAACAACAAAUGUGGGAGACUAUGGCCAACAAUCACUGCUGGAGUGUGUCAUUAAAACAGCAGAACUAGCACAGGAUGCAACUAUCCGACUGGUCAUCUGGAGAAAACUGACCUCUCCAGAAGACGAAGAUGGCCUUCCCUUAGUGGUUUUUGCCAAAGACAAAUUAAAUAAAAAGUCAGGCUACAGGUUUGCUGAACCAUUAUGGGACAAGAAGAACAUGAAUGUAUCUCUGCUCAUCACCAACACUGCAGUGGAAGAUGAUGGAUAUUACAAGUGCACGGUGAUCACGGACCGUGGUGAUAGCAGCAUGCUCAACACCCUUAAAGUCCAAGCCAGAUACAGUAUCUUGACUGUAUACUCCAUCCCUGAGAAAAUUGUCCCAAAUAAAGACAGUACCCUGAUCUGUGAGUCUCAUGGAGGCUACCCAAGGGGAACACUUCGCUGGUUUGAUGAAGAGAAUCAUGAGUGGACAGGAAGCUCUGAAAUGGAGGCGACACAGUCAGACGAUGGUUUGUUUCAACUCACAAGCAGACUGUCUUUGCUGCGAGGAUCCACUUUCCCAAAGUAUACCUGCGCUGUGUUCAAUGCCAGUGGAGGCAAAGAGGAUGAGUUCACAUUUGAAACCAACAUACCACCACCAUCACUGCACGGAUCUGAAGAAGGACAAGACUCAAAUAGGGUAGAGAUCUACAAAAUAGUUGUCCCUCUGGUGGUCAUUGGUUCACUGAUGGUAGGAUUGCUGUGUGUGCUGUUGAUCUACAGAUGGGGAUCUCACUCAUAUCUCAUUGAUUUCCAUCUCUCACCCCAACCGGUCAAAGCAGAUGGCCGCACCUCCCCUAGCCUGGUUCGGUCGGAGGUUUCUUCCUGUUUAAAGGGAGUUUUUCCUUCCCACUGUCGCCAAAGUGCUUACUCAUAGGGGGUCAUAUGAUUGUUGGGUUUUUCCUCUGUAUCU
Molecule: messenger RNA, 1341 nt
Organism: Oreochromis niloticus (Nile tilapia)
Lineage: Eukaryota; Metazoa; Chordata; Actinopteri; Cichliformes; Cichlidae
Exons: 6
Coding region: 301-1305 (334 amino acids)
Biological process (GO): immune response; cell surface receptor signaling pathway; T cell costimulation
Cellular component (GO): external side of plasma membrane
Source: RefSeq, a predicted model, not a curated record